Molecule: messenger RNA, 2305 nt
Organism: Spea bombifrons (plains spadefoot toad)
Lineage: Eukaryota; Metazoa; Chordata; Amphibia; Anura; Pelobatidae
Gene: NOX5
Product: NADPH oxidase 5
Exons: 16
Coding region: 1-2304 (767 amino acids)
Biological process (GO): superoxide anion generation; defense response
Cellular component (GO): plasma membrane; NADPH oxidase complex
Molecular function (GO): calcium ion binding; superoxide-generating NAD(P)H oxidase activity
Source: RefSeq, a predicted model, not a curated record
AUGAGCACAGAGGAUGACUCCAAGUGGCUGGAGUGGGUUACAAAACAGUUUGAAACUAUUGCUGGAGAAGACAAAGAAAUUGACCUGGAAGAAUUUAAAAGUGCACUAAAAGUGAAAGAGUCAUUUUUUGCAGAACGUUUCUUUGCCCUGUUUGAUUCAGAUGGGAGUGGAUCGAUCAGUCUUGAUGAAUUACUGAAAGCCCUGAACCUGUUAAUACAUGGGAAUGAAACCGACAAAUUGCGAUUCCUCUUCCAAGUUUAUGACGUUGAUGGCAGUGGCUCAAUUGACCCAGAUGAGCUGCGUACAGUGCUGAAAUCAUGUCUGCUUGAGAACGCAAUCUCACUGUCUGAGGAGAAGCUGGAUGACCUCACCUUAGUACUCUUCCAGUCGGCUGACAAGGAUGGCAGUGGGUCCAUUACUUUCCAGGAACUGAAAGAGGAACUAGAACGAUUUCCAGAAGUUAUGGAGAACUUAACAAUCAGUGCGGCUAACUGGCUAAAGCCUCCGACUGUAAACAAGAAGAAUCACACUCCCCGUUAUCUGACUCCCACAUACUGGCACAACAAUCGCAACAAGCUAUUGUUUAUGUGUUCAUACUGGUGCAUUAACGUUGUUCUCUUCACGCUUGCUGCAGUCAAUCACAAAAUGCUUGGGCCAUGGAUCAUGCUGGCCAAGGGCUGCGGACAGUGUCUUAACUUUAACUGUACUUUUAUUGUGGUCCUGAUGCUUCGCCGCUGCUUGACCUGGCUCCGUACCACUUGGGUGGUCCACUUUCUUCCACUGGAUCAGAAUGUCAUCCUGCAUGAGCUGGUCGGAUAUGCCGUCUUUGUUCUGACAGUUAUACACACGGCUGCCCAUAUUAUAAACUUCAUAAAACUGUCUGUAAAUCAAGGGACAUAUACUUUUUGGCAGUAUCUUCUCACUGUGGCACCAGGCAUUGGCUGGAUUUAUGGAACUGCCUCUAUCACAGGAAUCUUCUUGCAGCUUCUCAUCUGCCUGACCCUGGUGUGUUCUAGUACCUUUGUCAGGAAGGGCGGCCACUUUGAGAUCUUCUACUGGACACACUUGUCCUACAUCUUGAUUUGGAUUCUCUUGUUUCUCCACACACCUAAAUUCUGGAAAUGGUUUUUGGUCCCCGGACUCCUGUUCCUGCUGGAGAAACUGUAUGGAGUAGCUGUUUCACGUAUUGGUGGGCUUUCCAUCAUAGAGGCGAAUCUGCUGCCCUCCAAGGUGACACAUCUUGUUAUUAAGAGACCCUCGUCUUUGCAGUACAAGCCUGGAGACUAUAUUUAUCUGAAUAUACCUGCCAUCGCUAGGUAUGAGUGGCACCCAUUCACCAUCAGCAGCGCCCCUGAGCAGGAAGACACCCUCUGGCUGCACAUCCGAUCACUGGGGCAAUGGACAAACCGUUUGUAUGAAUACUUCAGCAAGACAGAGACAGUCAAGAGACAGGAGGCCAAACGACUGACACAGAAUCUGAAGAGGAGACACCAAAGCCAGGAGCAUCUUUUUAAUUCAGGGGAAUCCUCUGGAGGUGUUGCUACCAAUGCUGAUGAUCAGAUUGAGUUGACCUCAUAUAGACCAUGUAGAAACCCACUGAUUGAGGAUGUCCAUCUUAGCAUGGAUGAAGCUGGUUUGCAAAGCCCAGAGAUGGCCUUGAAAAGUGGUGACAACCACAGCUUUUGUAACAUCAAGUGCUACAUUGAUGGCCCAUAUGGGACCCCAACUCGGCGCAUCUUCACAUCAGACCACGCCGUGUUGAUUGGAGCAGGGAUUGGAAUCACACCUUUUGCUUCAAUCCUGCAGAGCAUCAUGUACAGAUACCGAAUGAGGAAGCAGAACUGUCCAAAUUGCAAGUACUCUUGGUGUGAGACACUAAAAGAUAAUGAAAUGAAGCUCAAAAAGGUAGACUUUAUCUGGAUAAAUCGAGAUCAGAAGUUCUUUGAGUGGUUUGUGAGUCUCUUGACCAAGCUUGAAAUGGACCAGGCAGAUGAAGAACCACAGGGUCGCUUUUUGGAGAUGCAUAUGUACAUGACCUCAGCUCUCUGCAAGAAUGACAUGAAGGCCAUUGGCCUACAAAUGGCUCUGGACCUCCUGGCACAGAAGGAAAAGAAAGACUCUAUCACUGGAUUGAGGACCCGCACACAGCCAGGACGGCCUGACUGGAACAAGGUGUUCCAGAAAAUUGAGCAAGAAAAUAAGGGUAAAGUCCAGGUGUUUUUCUGUGGAUCUCCAGCACUGGCCAAAGUGAUUAAAUCUCACUGUGAGAGGUUCAAUUUCAAAUUCUUCAAGGAAAAUUUCUAGA